AAUCCAACAACACCCCCUAAUAUUUAUAAAUCCUCCUGAUUUCCCAACGUGCUGAUAUUCGAAUUAUAUAACCACCCUCGCAGCGUUCAUAGAAGAAUAAAAAGAAGCAAACAAUUAAUGGAAGAAAACUACAUGGGAGUUGUCCUCUACACUAUUUUCUCUCUCAUCUUCUUGAUAAUCUAUCUCAAGUUCUUGAAACAAAAGAAACAGAAUCUUCCCCCCUCUCCACCGGGAUGGUUGCCCGUAAUAGGCCACCUACGCCUCCUGAAGCCGCCCAUCCACCGCACCCUCCGCUCCUUCUCCGAGUCCCUCGACCGCAACGGCGGUGGCGGCGUGAUGUCCCUCCGACUUGGCUCCCGUCUAGUCUACGUGGUGUCAUCAUAUGCGGUUGCGGCCGAGGAGUGCUUUGGCAAGAACGACGUCGUCCUGGCAAACCGGCCUCAUGUUAUCAUCGGGAAACACGUUGGUACAACAACACAAACAUGAUCGGCGCACCUUAUGGUGAUCACUGGCGCAACCUCCGUCGCCUCUGCACCAUUGAGAUCUUCUCCACCCACCGCCUUAACUGCCUUCUUUAUGUCCGUACCGAUGAAGUACGCCGCCUCAUAAGCCGCCUCUUCCGUUCAGCAGGAACUGGAAAUACUGUGGUGGAGAUGAAAGCAAUGCUUAUGGCAGGCCGUCUCUACCCCAUGGCAGAGUAGGCAAAUGCCAUGGGUCCAUCCCAAAUAUUAAAAAAAUUCUUUAAGCAAAAGGGUUCAAUUUUUUCAAAAAAAAAAUUAUUAAAGGUUUUUAGGUUUUUUAAAAAUUUGACAGAGGUCCCAUAUUUGUUUAAGACGGGGCUAGCUUAUGGACUUGACAUUCAACAACAUAAUGAGAAUGAUGACAGGGAAACGAUACUACGGGGAAGAAACAAACGAUGAGGAAGAAGCCAAACGUGUUCGUAAGUUGGUCGCAGCAACGGCGCCAAAAUUUGAUAUGCUCAAAUUAACCCUAGAGCUACUCUCUCAAACAAGAGAUCAAUGUAGUAC
Messenger RNA from Camelina sativa (false flax), 1028 nucleotides. The record is from RefSeq and is a predicted model, not a curated record. Lineage: Eukaryota; Viridiplantae; Streptophyta; Magnoliopsida; Brassicales; Brassicaceae.